This is a messenger RNA of Xenopus laevis (African clawed frog), 2635 nucleotides long. Its product is annotated as olfactory receptor 5V1. Bases 1112 to 2074 code for a protein of 320 amino acids. The record is from RefSeq and is a predicted model, not a curated record. Lineage: Eukaryota; Metazoa; Chordata; Amphibia; Anura; Pipidae. The transcript has a single exon.
GUGCCUCCCUCAUGCUGAAUUAUAUUUGAGACUGCAACAGUUGGCAAUAUUUGGAUUUGAGAAGACAUUCUGAUUUUAAUAUACUUUAAAUGGCAGCUUUUUCUGAGUUAGGGCACUAAAAUACAUCAAUAUGUUACUCUUGACUAUUUAUUUUUCAGCACAGCUAUUAAUGUAUUUAAAUUACUCUAAGUGCAAAAUUAAGAAAUUUAAACCUCGUCUCCUCGCAAGUCCUACUUCUAUAAUUUUUACUUGGCCUACUCUACCACUAGACCAACUAACACCAAACAUUGGAAUUAUACUGUAUUUUUUGUAACUUUCAGCCUCCUAGCAAUUAGCACAAGUCUUAUCCUCCUUGUCACUUUCUGAAAUUUUUCGGUAAGUAGAAGCUGCUGGACCAGUAAUAAAAAAACACCAAAUCCUGUCCCAGAUUCUGCAGCUAGAGAUGCAAGACUCGUUUGAGCCAUUGAUUUGAUAAUUUUGAUAAGGGAUGAAUUGUUAUGGAUAGGUAGGUAUUGACCAAUCCAAAACGAUCCUUGAUAAAUCCGUCUCAUAAUCUUAAUAGAAGUAUGGGAUCACUUAAUCCAUAGAGAUUGCAGCACUCCCAAAUUAUGGUUUUAAAACCACCUUUAUUUCACACAUGGCACAGCAACAUUUCAGACCCCAUUGGUCCUUUAUCAAGCUGACAAAGUAUAUAUCAAAUCGUUAGCAGCUUCCUUAUGUACCUAGAUGGCAGUGCCCUCUAGUGGAUAUAACACAUUGUAUUAAAAAUACAUAUAACAGGGUUCCACCAUUAUUCUUAAUGCAUCACAAUAAAUCUUUUUUAGGAGGGAAGCCAACUUAAAUUUACGACCACUUGCACUUGUAGAUUCAUUGAUGGCCACUGAGGAAUAAAAACAAAAACGGCCAUCAAAACCUAUUAGGUAAAUAAGUAAGCUGCAUAAAUAAAUAUUUGUGGCAAACAAUCCUAUUGGUUUUAUUUAUUGUUUAAAUGUUUUUCCAGACUUAAGGUAGGGAAUUAAGGAAUGGCCCCUUAUCUGUCCCAAACAUUCUGGAUAAUAGAUCCUAUACUCUUAUCUUCUCUUCAUAUGAGCUCUGAAGAUAUUACUGAAAUAUGUUUUUUUCCAUUUCAGGCAAAAUGUGUUUAAAGACUGCAAACGAGACUGCUACCAAAGAAUUCUUAAUGCUAGCAUUAACUAACCUUCCAAUUCUUAAGUUUGUUGUAUUUUUUACUCUGUUGCUUAUUUACCUCCUGACACUUAUUGGAAAUGUAACCAUCAUACUGGUUUCAAAAGUUGACAAGAACCUGCACAAGCCCAUGUACUUCUUUCUGGGAAAUCUCUCAUUCCUAGAUAUCUGUUAUACUUCAACCACUAUGCCCAAAAUGUUGGAAAUCCUUCUAGUGGAGAGGAAAACAAUAUCAUUUGCUGGUUGUGUAGCACAAAUGUAUUUCUUCAUAACCUUUGUAGGAACCGAGUGUGUUCUGCUUUGUAUGAUGUCUUAUGAUCGCUUUUUGGCCAUAUGUCACCCUCUUCGUUAUUCUGUUCUUAUGAAUAACAACAUUUGCAUGAGCUUAGCAGGGAUCUCUUGGCUGAGUGGCUUUGUUAAUUCUAUUGUCCACACUGUCUUUACUUUUCAGAAGCAUUUCUGUGAUAUAAAUAAGAUUGGUUACUUUUAUUGUGAUAUACCCCCUCUCCUUUCCAUCUCUUGUCAAGAUACGUCUGUUAAUGAGCUUUUAUUAUUGUCAAUUGGCAUUUUCAUAGGCUGGACACCAUUUUUGUGCAUCAUUUUUUCUUAUGUCUAUAUCCUCUUUACUAUAAUGAAAAUAACUUCAAAAGAGGGCAGGCAAAAAGCUUUUUCCACCUGUAUCUCUCAUUUAACUGUAGUAGUCCUUUACUUUGGGAGUGUAAACUUCAGCUAUGUGAGACCAAUUUCCACAUAUUCUUUGGAGAAGGACAGAUUGAUUUCAGUGCUGUAUAGCGUAGUUUCUCCAAUAUUAAACCCAUUGAUAUAUACUUUAAAAAAUAAAGAUGUGAAAAAAGCCAUGGGCAGACAAUUAAUUCGCAAACUGCAUUAGAUCAGUUAUGUGUUACCUAUUUUUAACUGUACACAAGCUAAUUUUAGAAUAAGGCAUUUGUUAGAAGAUCUAGACAUUUUGAAGUCAUAAGAAGUCUUAUGUGAAUAUUUAAUUUCACCUUAAUGACAGUAUGUUACCUCUUAUUUACACUUAUAUAUACUGCCAUGUAGAUAAACAUGGAUUACUAUGUAAAAUAACUGAAAUCUCAUAAUACUGAAGAUUUAUAUAAAUAAACCGUUCAACCAUAGUUUGUAAUAAAGUUACAGAAAUCUGCAGCUUGUUUUUCAGGGGUCGUGGGAGUUGCUGACCAAGUUAUAGACAUCAAAGGAUCCUUGAAUAAAGAAAGUCUGAUAACAAAUCUAUAUUUAUAUUCUGUAUUAUGAUACUAAUUAUAUAUAGUUCUAUAAACAGAAUAUGUCAAUUACAACGAGUCCCAAGUUAUCUUAGAUUUGUUGGAAACUUCUUCAUAUCAAGCAUAUGGUACUGUUCUGUUUGUAGAUGAGCAAAAUAGUUGACCCUUAAAAUUAAGAUAUGAAUUCAACUGAUUCUUGAUUGUUUUUG